This is a messenger RNA of Doryrhamphus excisus (bluestripe pipefish), 812 nucleotides long. It is a transcript of the gene churc1, whose product is annotated as churchill domain containing 1. Gene Ontology annotation, molecular function: zinc ion binding. The record is from RefSeq and is a predicted model, not a curated record. Gene Ontology annotation, biological process: positive regulation of DNA-templated transcription; fibroblast growth factor receptor signaling pathway; multicellular organism development. Lineage: Eukaryota; Metazoa; Chordata; Actinopteri; Syngnathiformes; Syngnathidae.
GAUACCGUAAAGACGUUUACUUUUGCUCUCCUUUAGUGAAUAUGCGUUACAGAUCGAGCAAGCUAGCAGGCGGCGUCUUUCCAUGCGGAAGAGGAUUCUAUGUACUGUAUACAUGUAGUUGUUUCCAAAGACUGUAUACCAUUUAUUUGCUUUUUUUUAGUUAAAAUGUGCAACGGCUGUGUGCAAAAAGAGUACCCCGAUCGGGGGAACACUUGUUUGGAGAAUGGUUCUUAUCUGAUGAACUACCUGGGCUGUGCCAAAUGCCAUCACAGGGACUUCGUGUUGAUCUGUAAUAAAGCUACGGAGGAUGAUGAUGGUGAGGAGAUAGUCACCUAUGACCAUAUUUGUAAAAACUGUGACCAUGUCAUCGCCAGACAUGAAUAUACAUUCUCUGUUGUUGAUGACUAUCAGGAGUACACAAUGCUUUGCUUGCUGUGUGGCAAAGCAGAGGACUCCAUCAGCGUGUUGCCAGAUGACCCCAGACAGAACGCCCCUCUCUUCUAGACCCCAUACACCAACCAAUGCUGCUGACUGCAACUUUUUUUUCCAUCCUUAACAUAAUCAUCACUUCUUGAGUAUUUUAAAGUAACAGUACACCCAGAGGUUUGGGUGACAGUGGUGACUGUAUGCACGCUUGAGCACCAGCAAGUUUGGGCAGGUAUGGCAUAUCUGAGAGAUAUGAGAGAUAGCGCUGUAUUAAACUACUGUCUAAUACCAUUAUAUACAUUAAUGUUUUUAACAUAUGGUAUGUACUGUAAAUAAACUUGACAUUUACACCUUCUUGCAUUUACAACAAAUAAAAAGUUACUAAA